AUGGCGUCGGUCGAUGUUGACGUUUCUAGCGUCGCCCUCGUUCCUCUUGACGAUGCUAAACACGACCUGGAAGACGCCCUUCUUUCAUUCAAGCCAGCCAACGGUGGUAUUGGAGCCACCGAAGCAGUGGAAAACUUUGUUGACGACGCGUCAAACAACGGUGGCGCGCCCCCAGUCGAGUCCAUCAAGGGCUUUGAGCCUCCCUCUAUCCUAGUUGAUGACUCUACCAUAUACGACGCGAAACCCGUUGCUGAGGAGCUGAAGGUGACAGAUAUUACUUCCUCUGAGGCGACGACCGAGGAGCAGGUCCAGUCAGACCUGGGCUACUCUCACGGCGAAGCAGUCGAUGAAACACGACAUUCCGAAAUUCCUCGUCCUUGGACGCCAUCUUAUAGCGUCACUACGCAAGGCCCCGGGACUCCCCAAACGGAGGAAGUAGUCGAGCCCACUGUUGCUGUUUCCGAGGUUGAGACUGGAGUAACCGAACAAUCUUCUGCGGACGAAAUAUCACGCCCAAAAUCUCCAUGGACUCCCUCAUACUCGGUUGUCACACAAGGCAGCCCCAACAUUCCCCCCAUCCAAUUAACAUCAACCACCGCUCAACAGCCUGACAUCGACUCUUCGGAAACUGCAUCUCCCAAUGCAAGCUUGGUUCCGGAGGAAACGCUUUCGGCGGUCACCGCGGAGCCAGAGCGUCCAAAAUCACCCGCCGUGAUUCUUUCGACAGAUGAUGUUGCUAUUGAAGAACCAGCUGUUCAUGAAGACGCAACCCCAGCUGAUGAAUCUCUCGAUUCCACUGAGGCGGUAAUGACGAGCCAGGAGGAAGCCGUGGAUGCCCAGCCUAUUCAAGAUGAAGGUCCCUUUGAAGAGACCAUCCCGGUUGAAGUGGUCGAACCUACACCAACGCAAGAACUUGACGAGCAUCACGUGGAACCUGUCCUUGACGAACAUGAAUCGGGACAUGCUGGAGAGUCUUCUAUGGAUACGACAACAUCAACUAUAUUUGAGGUGGCAGAUGUUUUGGUGGACUCCAACAAAGCAGAGAUUGUGACGACCAAAGAUGACCCAGAGGACGAAGACACGUUAGGCGCAGCGGAGCCGACGUCUGCAAUGACCGAACAUUCGACCCCUUCACAAACAGCGACGACGCAAUCUGAAGAGGACCUUACUCCAGGGACCAUAACUUCUUUCAUCGAGGAAGAGGCCCCUGAUCAGGCCAAACCGAGUGAUGUCACUGACGUUGAUCCUGAGUCGCUCGCGCCGGCUGUCGAUGAAAUCAUUGAGCGUCCUACAUCGCCCUGGACACCGUCUUACAGCGUCACGAGCCAAGGCCCUGGCAUUGAACACGUCGAGGAUAUCGUCGAGUUACCUUUUGUUGAACCCAUCGUCACCGUAUCCGAGGUAACAGUCGAGCCCACUGACGCGUCGCAGAACCCUGAUAUUGCGCGGCCGUGGACUCCUUCCUAUUCUGUUGUCGUACAAGGCAGUCCGAAUAUCCCAUCCGUUGAGUUGCACGCGCAAGCGGACGAAGUCGACAUGCCCUCCGCUGUAGACGAGCAGCUGAUACCGUCUGCCUCUAACGAACAUGUCCCCGAAGAGGUUGAAGCUUCACACGAGCCGCAAGCGGAGCCAGAACUAGUGCUUGAUGCAGCAGAACUCACUGACGCUAACCCUGAAAGUAGCCUGGAAGCAGUGGACAUUGAGACUCCAGAGCUCGAAGUAGAUGCCGCUGUUGUCGUCGCACCCACAGAAAUUGUCUCCGCAACUGAAGAUGAUCUUGCUUCUACAGUUGAAGACCUCGGUGUCGAAAACCGUGAACAAGCUAUCGCGCAAGUAGAGUCUUCUCAGCUUGUUGACCAGCCUAGUCCUUCGGGUGGUGAUGCUGAGGAGAAAGAGGGAGCAGAACCCACCGAAGAUCAGGAUCAGAUCGUGGCCGGAGAGGUCAUCCCAGCAGCUGAAGAUGUACAAGUGGAAGAAUCUGUCGCACAAGCAGAACUGUCUCAAGAAGAGGCGGCCGUUAUCUCCACCGAGGAAGAGGGAGAACAAAAUGAGGGGAAAGAGGAAGCAGAACCUUCCGAAGAUCAGCCCGUGGCCGCGGAGGUCAUUCAGGCAGCUGAAGAUGUCGAAGUGGAUGAGCAACCUGUCGCGCAAGGAGAACUGUCUCAAGACGAAGCGGCCAUUAUCUCCACAGAGAAGCCAUCUGUUGGCGAGGUUGGUCUUGCGGAAGUGGGAGAAAAUGUCGCGCAAGUAGAGUCCUCUCAGGAUGAUUCACUCAAGCAUGCAACUGCUCCCAGUACUGAUUCCGAGGAUAAAGCAGUUGAAGAUAGGCCAGCGGUUGAAGAGGCUGCCACGACAGAAUCCCUUGUUACCCUAGAGGCCGUCGACGAUACUGGUUCUACUGCUGACGCCGAAGCCGACCUCUCGGAAAUCGGACUGGUUGUUGAUGCUGAGGAGAGUGUCCAGGUCACGGCCGAGGCUAAAGAGCAGCCCCUCGUUGAAGCAGAGCAAUCUCAAGGUAAUUUGAAUGUUGACGAAACGGACCCUGCUGCCGAGGUCGAGCAAGAUAAUCAAGCUGACUCUGCCGAAGAUGAGCAAGUCGUUGAAGGGGCCGUUCCCGCAGUCGAGGACCUGAUUGUUGACGAGGGUGAACUACCUAUUGCGCAGGCAGAAGUGUCUUCAAACGAGGCUAUUCUUGAAGCCGAUACAGUUGUUGAAGACAUAUCUGUCCAGGAGAGUGAAGAAGUUACUGCGCCAGCUGAAGCGCAGGCAGAACCAAUCCAAGAGGACUCACUUGUUGAAGACACCGUCCGUAUCGAACCCACCGUUGAAGAAGAGGUCGCUGUCGACAUCGCAGACCCAGUAGCCGUCGUUGAACCAGUCUCGGGUGAAAGUGCAGGCACUGCGACCUCGUCUGAGGCUGAUUCCAUCACGGAGGAGCGUGCACUUGAUGUCGACGCUCCGGCUACUCAAGAAGUUACCGUCUCGUCUGAUCCCAUCGCCGAAUCGGAGCUGCAAACACCGCAACUCCCUGAUGCUGUUACACAUCCGAUUCCACUAGAAACGAACGAAGUGGCUCAGAUCGAUGAAGCUGUUCCUGACAAGAUCGACGAACAGAAUGGCACUGCGACAGAAGACAUCAUUGACUCAUCUACUGCCGUGGUAGAAGCGGAGGUCAGCCAACCAGAUGGUCCGACAGCGGAUCAACAUGAUUUGUCAGCCGAUAAUACCACACUGGAGAUCACCGAAAGCUCACAAAACAUCAAUACCGCUAUCGACCAAACGCUCGCGGAAGAGACGAGCCUUGUUGAACAACCUGCGGACAUCUAUGAGCCAGUUAUUGUCGAGGACCAGGUUCCGACGGUGAUAGAGCCGAGUACGGUGCCCGCAAUAAUGGACGAAUCUGCCGAGGAAGCCUCAAUACCUCCCACUGCUUUACUAGAGAUCGUCUCGGAAGCAGUGUCAAGUGUUGUGCCAGAGCUGGAGACUGAUUCGGCUACCUCACUCAUAGCAUCCCAGCCAGAAGUUAUCGAAAUACCCCUUGCACUGGAAUCGGACGAAGGGGGUCAGGUGAAUGCUAUUCACGAUGGCGCUUCGCAACCCGACCCAACCCCUGAGCUCGUUUCUCAAGCAGCUGAGACGCCAACGGCGGCGGACCAGGUUCUGGACGACGCUGAGCUGGUGACGGACAGCACAAUCAAAGAACAAGUGGAUGACUCUUCCAUUUUGGACAUGCCGGAAAGAGACACGGGCAUGGAAGUCCACGCAGAAGAGGACGUUGCAGUUGCUCAGGACACUCUUACGACCCCUUCGGAGUCUAUCGAGAGGCCUGCAUCGCCGUGGACAGUGUCGUACAGCGUCACGACGCAAGGUCCAGGUAUGUCUGCUGUCGAAGAGCCAGAAAAGUCACAAGAGCCUAUCGUUGUGAUCUCGCAAGUGGCUCAAGAGCCAGACAACGAGGCUCCUACUGAUCAGGCAGAUGUGCCGUCACGCCCUUGGACACCCUCAUACUCCGUCGUGGUUCAGGGCAGUCCUAACGUCGCUCCUACAGAAUUGGAAUCAAGUCUUGAUAUCGAGUCGGUCCAACAAACUGAGCCAGAGGUGGAGCGUUCUGUGGAUGCAACAGUCAGCGAAGACACUGCAUCAAUUCCUAUUGCUGAAACGGUGGCCGAGGAGGCAACAAUUGCAGCCGCAGCGCCAUUUGAGACGGAAGGCGAGGCUCAAGUGAUUUCUGACAAUGCUACUAGUCCAGAUGAAAUUGUGGAACCUGAGCCUCCAGCAGUGCUUCGCAACAUCUCUCCUGCCGUUCACAUUGAGGAGAAUGCUGUAGCUUUGUCUACUAGUGACAAGCCAGCAACGCUGGACGACCUAGCCACCACUCAAGAGGCCCUUUCCGUUGGUCCGUCUGAGGUUAAGGAUAUUGAGCGUCCCAAGUCUCCUUGGACCCCUUCCUACAGUGUCGUUACUCAAGGACCUGGUGUCGAAGCUGUUGAAGCAGCUGAACCCGCUGAACCUGUGCCUGACGUCCAACCCACACUCACGUUUUCCGACGCUCCCGACGAGAAAGAGGCAGAAGCAGAAAUUGUGGAAACCCCCCGGCCGAAGUCACCUUGGACUCCUUCGUAUUCUGUUGUCGUCCAAGGCAGCCCUUCUGCUCCUCCUAUUGAGCUGGAAGCGGAACAGGCGAAGCCAGAAAUUGUUGACCUAUCUACAUUACGCGACCCUGAUAUUGACGAGCACUCUGGUUCGCCUGAUUUCGCAAGCGAUGCUGUUGUUGCAGCCCUGGUGGAGUCUGGCAUAGUAUCGGAUGAACCGACAGUGAUCAAGUCUGAAAGCGAUUUCACAGCCGCCGAGACGCCAACUCGUCCCCUUACACCCCAAGUCAUCGCCACGCUCGAGACACCCUCAGAGAGUCAACCUGUCGAGUCUCCUGCCAAGUCUGCAGAUUCAACCAAUCAACAUACGCCUCUGGCAUCUGCACAGCCUUUGCCCGAACUUCAAGCGUUUCCCUCCAGCGCUGAUGGGGCUGGAGAUGCAGACGGUGAGGAGGAAGAUUUGGCACCUCCACUUUCACCUCGUUCAAGGCUCGAGUCCACUACUUCAAGCUUAUUUUUCCCUGGAGGUUGGUUCUCAAGGGCUCCAGACGAAAACCUUCGCCCGUCAUUGGAAGUGGCUGCGGGCGAAUUUACGCCAUCGAAGUCUUCUCCUCCAGUGCUUUCCUCGCCUCAACCUGAGGAAACCACUCAAACAGAGGAGAAGAAAGGUAGAUGGUGCAUAGUGAUGUGA
Molecule: messenger RNA, 5283 nt
Organism: Mycena indigotica
Lineage: Eukaryota; Fungi; Basidiomycota; Agaricomycetes; Agaricales; Mycenaceae
Exons: 32
Coding region: 1-5283 (1760 amino acids)
Source: RefSeq, a predicted model, not a curated record